AAGGAAAAAGUUCACGGUUCACACCAUCCCCACUUCAUAGCCGUUGAUCAUAUUGCAACGGCUACUUCUCUUUCAGUUCAUAUAUUUAAUUUUUAAAUCAACAAAAGAAAACCCUGUCUCUGGAUUUCAUCUUCCUCAUUCUUGUUCUUUCUUCACUUCAAUUCUCUCUUCUUCAACAUUCAAAAAAAGAAAAAAAAUAACAUCAUUAAUUUUCUUUCCUCUCUUUCACACAGCAACACCCAGUGAGUUAAUUCUUCGAAAUCUUGAAGAAUCUGACCGGAAAGUUUCGAUCUUUAUUCUUGUUAAAUGAAAUGGCACCCACACCAUCAUCAAAAUCCACCCCUCAUAUUUCAACACCGUUGUUCAAAUCGAAUCAAACCCAUCAAGUUAAAACCCCACAGUCUAGAAAUCGAUUGAAUUUCAACCUCUGUAAACCCUCGCCGAAUCCCAGUUCAGCGGCGGCGAUGAAAGAGAAUAACAGCGUUCCGGCAGAGCAUCCGGUGGAAGUAAUCGGGAGGAUUCGUGACCACCCAGAUGAGAAAAAGAAGCCCGUUUCCGUUUCCGUUUCCGCAUUGCAGACUAACCCAGAUGGGAAAUCUUUGAGGGUCAAGACAGAUAUUGGGUACAGGGAUUUCAGUCUUGAUGGGAUUUCUUUGUCGGAGGAAGAGGGCCUUGAUGAAUUCUACAAGAAGUUUGUUCAGUCUAGGAUUCUUGGUGUGAAAUUAGGUGACAAGUGUACGAUAAUGAUGUAUGGGCCCACUGGUGCUGGGAAAAGUCAUACAAUGUUUGGGUGCGCUAAACAGCCUGGGAUUGUUUACCGGUCAUUGAAGGAUAUUUUGGGUGAAGGGGAGGAAUUGAGUGAGGGAAAUGGUGAGAAAUUAGGGCCUGGGACUUUUGUUCAAGUUACUGUGUUGGAAAUUUACAAUGAAGAGAUUUAUGAUUUGCUGCCGACUAAUACUAAUGGUGGAGGAUCUAAUUUUGGGUGGCCUAAAGGAGGAAGUGCUUCUAAGGUGAGGUUGGAAGUGAUGGGAAAGAAGGCUAAAAAUGCGACUUAUAUUGCUGGAUAUGAUGCCAUAAAGAUCUCAAAAGAGAUCCAGAAAGUUGAGAAACGAAGAAUUGUAAAAAGCACACUUUGCAAUGAGAGAAGCUCUCGGAGCCACUGCAUGAUAAUUCUUGAUGUCCCUACAGUCGGUGGAAGACUUAUGCUUGUGGAUAUGGCAGGUUCUGAAAACAUCGAGCAGGCUGGCCAAAUUGGAUUUGAGGCCAAAAUGCAGACAGCAAAGAUUAACCAGGGUAAUAUUGCACUGAAACGUGUUGUGGAGUCCAUAGCAAAUGGUGAUUCUCACGUACCAUUUAGAGACAGCAAGUUAACCAUGCUUUUACAGGAUUCUUUUGAAGAUGACAAGUCAAAAAUUCUGAUGAUCCUUUGCGCUAGCCCUGACCCUAAGGAGCUACAUAAGACCAUAUCUACUCUAGAAUAUGGAGCAAAAGCCAAGUGCAUCAUUCGUGGUCCUCAUACACCAACUAAGGAAAAGGGUCUAGAAGAUACAUCCUCAGCUGCUAUUUUAGGCACACGAAUUGCAGCAAUGGACCAGUUUAUUUGCAAACUACAGAUGGAAAACAAACUGAGGGAGAAAGAACUUCUGAAGAAAGAAGAAGAAAUUUCAGCAUUAAGGGCAAAGCUUACAUUCAGCAGUGAUUUGGAUAAGAAGAUACAAGAAUGUCAGAAAAAGGCUAAUGAACAUUUUGAGAUGGAAAGAAAGAUGGAAAACAUACUCUUUCAACAACAACAGCAGGUUGAAAUGCUUAGACAACGGUUAAUGGAGAUAGAAUCUGAGGUUUGCCAACCAAGGGUUGGAGGUGGAUCCCUUGAUAUUGAAGGGAGCAACUUUGCAAGAAAGCUGUUGGAGACAUAUUCUGAGGAUCCAGGAAUGGUGAAAUCAAUGGAUUUAGAUAAAUCCUAUGAUUUGGAUGUGGGAAAACGUGAUGUGAUUAUGGUGUACAAAGCAGGAAACCCUGAGAAUCAUAGUGUUGUGGGACUCGACAUUAGAAAGAAUUCUAUAUUUGAAGAAGAUAAUGAUAUCUUUGUACCAAGUUUUCCCAGCAAGUUGUGCUUAAGCACAGUGUUUGAGGAGGAAGAAGAAGAUAGUGUGGAUGACAAAGAACAAUUCUUGGAUGAGGAAGUGCAAAAGGAGGUAAUAGAGGAGAAGAAGGUAGUAUGCUCUAGCUCUGUAGAUAUUGAGUCCAAUCCCACAAAUAUAUUUUAUGGAGAUUCUUUUGCCGAGCCGCCUCAAGUUGUUGUAGCUUCGCCUGACAUUUCAUCUAAGAAACAGGAGAAGGUAGAGGACAUGCAAGAUACCAGCGCUUCCAGGCAAUUGAGAAUUCAGAAUAUAUUCACUCUUUGUGGGAAUUAUAGGGAGCUCUCUCAGCACUGCUUAACUCCUAUGCCUGAGCGGAAGCUUUCUGAGGAUCUCUCAGCCUCUGAUAAUUUAGCUGGAAACUACCUGACGCCAGUUGGACCCAAGAAGGUGAAAACACUUAGUUUUGAGAAUACUAUGGAUUUAAAGGAGAACCACAACCCUUUGGGUGAAAAAAAUGGUGAUCUGGAUGUUUAUGUGAAAUGGGAAGCAUCAAGGGACAACCCAGGGAAGUUGAUCACGACGUUAAAGGUGGCUAAAGAGUCAACUCUAGCUGAUUUGAGGAAGCUGAUAGAAAUUUACAUGGGAGCUGACAAUCAGUCAUUUACAUUUACAUUCCUUGGGCUUGAGGUAUGUUGCUGAUCCCUCCAUACACUUUUCUGUGUAAAUUUAUAUUUAUUCUCAUCUUGGCUGAACUGAUGUAACCAGUUAUUGGACAUCAUGAAUUUUAUCUGGACAUGUGACCGAAGUUAUUAAGUAGUACACACAUGCCUCUUGCAUUCUCCAUGAAAUAUGACAGACAUUUACAAUGGCUUUAAACUUCAUCUUGCUUGUAUUUUUGUAAGCCUAGAAGAGAGCUGAUAUUUCUGAUCAGACCACUUCACCCUGAGAUAUUAUGCUUUCAGAUAAUAGUAAUGCUUUCAGCGAAAAAAUUCCUGCACUAAAGAAACCGUUCUGCAUUUAGAAGUAAUUUGUAGCCAUCUGCGUUAUUUUUGUGUUACUAGAGGGAGAAAACUGAUUUUCAUAUUAAACUCACUUUUCUGAUACUCUGGACAAACUGUUUUGGAUGAAAAUUCGAAGAGAUUUUUGUAUUGUGGCCAUCAUUUUCAUGUCCGACUAGAAAGAAGAAUUGCUUUCGCCGAAUCCAAUUGAGCUCACUUUUUCCUGACAUGUGUUUUGCCUCCGGUGUGGUAGUCAUCAUUUAUAUAUUCUCUCUGUAUUUGCUAUUAGAAUCAAUAUUAUUGCAAAUCAUUUCCAUAUUUGGCUUUCCCCUUGGAAGUAGUGACUUCAAUGUAUUUGUAUUCGCAAUCAGGAUCCUUCUGGUGCUCCUGUGGCCAAGGAAAAAGAGGCAACAAUGCAGGUGUCAAAACUUCCCAUUUGCAACAACCAGCUCCGUGGCCACCUAGCUUGUUUGCGCCCAUCGAAAGGAAUCCAGCGCGACGGUCAUCAUCAUCUCCCUUUGAGCCCUCUGGAAAACAAGCUGCCGAUAACUCCAUUGCCAACAAUCAGCAAGAAAACCAACUACUGCUCGCCAGAACUGCCGGAACGUCUUAACUCGACACCUUUCGUUACUCUUCGUAGACAUUAGUAAACAACAUGUUGCCAUCUUGAUGAUGAGCACAUGAUUUUGUACUAUCAUUUUGUAAUCUCUGAUCUUGGAGAUCAUUCUCUCGAAUGCAUAUGUAAUGUUCUUGUGUGCAAAAGCAGCAUUUUGUGAGCACUUCGAAUGCUCGAUAUGGCCGUGUUUAAGAAGUGAAUUCAUGUUGUCUAUAGUUCUGUUCCAUUAUGCAUUAUGAAUUGGUUGGCA
Molecule: messenger RNA, 3945 nt
Organism: Oldenlandia corymbosa var. corymbosa
Lineage: Eukaryota; Viridiplantae; Streptophyta; Magnoliopsida; Gentianales; Rubiaceae
Source: the annotation of a GenBank genome assembly